AAGAGCAUCAUUCAGUUUGUGUUCAACAUACGAAUAAUACAGAAAAAAAACAAAAUGAAAUUCUUCAUUGUAUUCGCUGCCCUUUUCGCCGUAGCUUUGGCUGCUCCCGCUGAACACCAUGCUGAGAUCGUCAAACAAGAAUCCGAUGUUCAACCUGAAAGCUACAACUUUGUUUCCGAAACCUCCGAUGGUACCGUCAAGUCCGAAGAAGGUCAUUUGAAGGAUGUUGGCACCGAACACGAAGCCAUCGUUGUUCACGGUUCUUUCUCCUGGGUUGAUGAGAAGACUGGCGAAAAAUUCACCGUCAACUAUGUUGCUGAUGAAAAUGGUUUCCAACCCGAAGGUGCUCAUUUGCCCAAAGCCGAUCAUUAAACAGGAUUUUUGAAAAAAAUAAAA
Calliphora vicina (urban bluebottle blowfly) is the source of this 396-nucleotide messenger RNA. RefSeq names its product larval cuticle protein 65Ab1-like. The transcript has a single exon. Gene Ontology annotation, cellular component: chitin-based extracellular matrix. Gene Ontology annotation, molecular function: structural constituent of chitin-based larval cuticle. The coding region runs from base 55 to 372 and encodes 105 amino acids. The record is from RefSeq and is a predicted model, not a curated record. Lineage: Eukaryota; Metazoa; Arthropoda; Insecta; Diptera; Calliphoridae.